AUGUCGAGUGCUCGCUCCCCGACCGUCAUCGACCUCGAUAAGCAGGCCCUCAUGAACGGCGGAUCACCGCGGAUCGGGGCCGGCUCGCUCAAGUCGGCCAAAGUCGAGGAGGUCUCGACAAGGGAACAGGUCCUUCCCAUCUUGGCCUACUGCGCCGCUAGUAUCACCAUGACCGUCGUCAAUAAGUUCGUCGUGUCAGGUGCUCAGUUCACUAUGACUUUUUUGCUUCUCGCAAUCCAGUCAUUGGUCUGCGUCCUGGUCGUCACCACAGUGAAGCGCCUAGGCAUAAUAAACUUCCGUGACUUUGACACUGCCGAUGCCAAAGCCUGGUUCCCCGUCUCGUCCCUCCUCGUCGCGGUCAUCUAUACCGGCUCAAAGGCCCUUCAGUUCCUCUCCAUCCCAGUCUACACCAUCUUCAAGAACCUCACGAUCAUCCUGAUCGCAUACGGAGAGGUCUUCAUGUUCGGCAACUCCGUCACUGGGCUCACCCUCGUUGCUUUUGCUUUGAUGGUCGGAUCAUCCGUCAUCGCAGCGUGGGCAGCAGGGACCGACGUCUCAGAUCACCGAUCCACUCAGGCGGGAUACGUCUGGAUGGCUCUUAAUUGCUUCGCCAGUGCCGCAUAUGUCCUGUACAUGCGGAAACGAAUCAAGAUUACCGGGUUCAAAGACUGGGACUCGAUGUUCUACAACAAUCUCCUGUCUAUCCCCGUCCUCGCUGUCGCAUCAAUCAUCAUGGAAGACUGGGGAACGAAAAGCCUCAAUGCAAACUUCCCGGCAGACAAUCGUAUCGUCCUCCUCUCCGCAAUCGCCUUCUCCGGCGCCGCCGCCGUCCUCAUCUCCUACUCUACCGCAUGGUGUGUCCGCGUCUGCGGAUCCACCACCUACUCGAUGGUCGGCGCGCUCAACAAGCUGCCUGUCGCCGCGUCGGGCAUGCUGUUCUUUGGGGACCCGGCGAGCUUUGGGAAUGUAUCGGCCAUUGGGGUCGGAGGGGUUGCUGGCAUUGUGUAUGCCGUGGCCAAGACGAAUCAGGCCAAGGUUGAGCGGGCGCGGCAGGAAGCGGGAGGUAGAGUGUAG
This is a messenger RNA of Dioszegia hungarica, 1074 nucleotides long. RefSeq lists its product as uncharacterized. Gene Ontology annotation, molecular function: GDP-mannose transmembrane transporter activity; antiporter activity. The coding region runs from base 1 to 1074 and encodes 357 amino acids. Gene Ontology annotation, cellular component: Golgi apparatus. The transcript has 7 exons. The record is from RefSeq and is a predicted model, not a curated record. Gene Ontology annotation, biological process: transmembrane transport. NCBI's taxonomy places the organism in Eukaryota, Fungi, Basidiomycota, Tremellomycetes, Tremellales, Bulleribasidiaceae.